Molecule: messenger RNA, 1662 nt
Organism: Penicillium samsonianum
Lineage: Eukaryota; Fungi; Ascomycota; Eurotiomycetes; Eurotiales; Aspergillaceae
Product: small nuclear ribonucleoprotein F
Exons: 5
Coding region: 119-385 (88 amino acids)
Biological process (GO): spliceosomal snRNP assembly; mRNA splicing, via spliceosome
Cellular component (GO): U1 snRNP; catalytic step 2 spliceosome
Molecular function (GO): RNA binding
Source: RefSeq, a predicted model, not a curated record
AAUAACACGACCAGCACGAUCAACCAACGGAGUGAUAGAUCUUGCUUGAGCUUUUGCUGUCAUCACAUCCUCGAAUCCUACUCCAUCCCAACCAUCCAGAAACCCAUCUCGAGUCACAAUGAGUUUCCAACCGCUUAACCCCCGUCCCUUCCUUCAGGCCCGCGUUGGCACCGAAGUCCUCAUCCGCCUGAAGUGGGGCCAGACCGAAUACAAGGGCACUCUCGAGAGCAUCGAUUCAUACAUGAACGUCCUGCUGCGCGACACGCAAGAAUUUAUCGAUGGAAAGCCCACCGGUGCAUUGGGUCUUGUUCUGAUCAGAUGCAACAACAUCCUCUGGAUGGGCUCGGCCGAUGCGGUCGAGAUGACGGACAUGGAAUUUAAAUAAUAUGUCGCAUACCCUAGAAUAGAGAUGCGAUGCAGUGCGGUACAUGAGGGGGGUGGUGGGAGAUGACAGCUGUUCUUAUGUGUCUGGGAGUGAGGUGUGCUUCGGUGCUGUGCCUUCCAUUCUGUGGCUUUGAAACGGUGGGAUUCCUGUUCCAUUGAAUGGAUAGGUUACUUGGUUUGUGGCACACUCAGACGCCUGCUGCGCCCGUCACUGCUGCGCCCGUCAGGCACCCGGAGACACGAUUGACGAGCGCAGCCCUGCACAGAUGGCCACGGAGGAUCGAUGUACCGAGUCUACCAGAGCUUUUGGGACUCGGGGGUGUGUUUUCUGCUCACUAUUUCAAUUAUCACGAGGCGUUUGUUUGUUUAUGGCUUUUCAAAGUGGGGUUUGUGCUUGGCCUCUGACCAAAAUCGAAUCAAUUACUUUUUGCACGAGUCUGAGGCAUACGUAGUUGGGUACUUUCUUGGUUAAUCAGGGCAGCGCGCAAGUUCUGCUGCGCCAUCAAGUGCCGAGUGCGACAGUGUAUUAUGACUCGAGUGCGGCGCAGCGAAGACAACGUCUCCGGUUAUAGCGACGCUGACAGCAUCCUGGGUAUCGGAAUCAAGCUCGCGGGUCCAGAGGACAGCGAGUGGCUCUCCCCAUCCCUUCGGCCAGAGGGCAUCGGUGAGAAAAAGGGGACCACAGCCUAAGUCCAAUAGGCGUCAACAUAUCCCGAAUGUACGUGUACGCCGGUACACUGAAGGAGUGACAAGACACUAUGGCCCAGGGCGAUCAGUUUCUCAACAGAAAAUAGUAGCUCCAAGUGCUACUAUUCGUAUCUCGGGGACAGAGUAUAGUCUCCACCCUCAAUGGGCAACCCAUUCCUGGAGAUAACUGUAUCGCACAGUCCGCGUGGUGGUAUACUAACACCCUUGUCCCUCUUGACCCGGCCCUCUGCUGUAUGAUCGCAAUUUACCAUGCUAUAUGAAAUUUUUAGAAGAGAUUCAAAUGUGUGGCAGGUUGAGGUGGCUAAUUGCUGUGGCGGUUCUUUUUAUAGACGACGACAUACCACAUGGCGCACAUGUACUAAACAACACAGUUAACCAUUGACCAACGUACAUCGUACAUACCAGGAGCCGAUCACCCGUCGAUCUGGUUACCCCUCUGCAGUCCCUGACCAUCUAAAAACCAACGAUAGAGAUUUCAUGCCAUCGACGUCAUGGCGCUUGAAGGAUGGCAUCCACAAUAGUAAGCUAAAACGAAUAGCGCACUCCAGGGUUAUCGUAGCCAGUUUCAGA